AUGGCUGAAACGUUGAGAGAUCUAGAGGGAUGGCAAGUCGUCAUCACUGAUGAUCAAGGAAGGAUCAUUGACGAAAACAGGAGAAGAAGAUCAAGAAAAAGAGGAGUAGAGAAUGUUUUUUUGAAAAGAAUUUCCGAUGGAUUGAGCUUUGGGAAAGGAGAAAGUGUAAUAUUCAACGAUAAUGUGACAGAAACGUAUUCUGUUUAUCUGAUUCACGAGAUAAGACUUAAUACAUUAAAUAACCUCGUGGAGAUUUGGGUUUUCUCCUAUUUGAGAUGGUUCGAACUCAAACCAAAGCUGUAUUACGAACAGUUCAGACCAGAUUUAAUAAAGGAAAACCAUCCUGUGGAUUUUUACAAAGAAAAAUUUCUAAACGAAGUGAAUAAGAGUGAGUUAUAUUUAACUGCUGAAUUAUCAGAAAUUUGGCUUAAGGAUUUCAUUGCCGUAGGACAAAUAAUUCCAGAGUCGCAGUGGAAUGAUAGUAAAAUCGAAAAGGUGGAAGAUAGGGAUUUUCUAGUACGUUAUGCAUGCGAACCUACUGCAGAAAGAUUUGUCCCAAUAAAUAUUUUUCAGAUCAUCAAAAGAGUCAAAGAAAUGGAACCUAAGCAAUCUGAUGAAUACUUGAAAAGAAUAUCUGUACCAGCCAGUGCGAAUAAGAUAAACAAACAAGUAAUGCAUAAGAUAGAACCCGAAAGAUCAACAAAGAGACAGCAAAGAUUAGUAAGGAAGCCUCAGAUGAAAGAAAUUAAAGUCGAGCCUCCUUCUGACGACGAUAUAUAUAAAAGGAAUGUACCGUAUCAGCAAGAAGGCUCAGAAAACUACGGCUCACCCUUUCCCGAGAAUAAGUAUAUCUUAUUUGAUAGCCCAUCAACGUCACCGGCAGCGCUAACGUCAUCCACAGGUACUCCGAUGGUCGUAAAAAAAAGAGCUAUAUCAAAAGAGUUGGUUGUUUCGGAAGAAAUACCAAUAAACUCGUCAGAGCAAGAAUCUGAUGAUGAAGAUCCAACAGAACGAAAUGGUAAACUCCAGCCAGACCCAUAUUUAUCUUCAUUCCAGUCAAAUUCGAAACCAACGAAUGGGUUUACAACAUUUGAUGUUCACCACGAUAGCAUAAGAAGAGUGAAUCAAGAUGAUGAGAUCGAAGAAGAAUCGGAUGGGUUUACUACUGAAAGUUCUGAUGAAGUGAUAUCUGCAGUAAAUAAAAGACGUGUGAACCAGGAAGAUAAAAUGAGCAAAAAAAUUAGAAAAAUGAGCAUUCAAGAAACGCAAGGAAUUUCUCAAAAUGAUGAUAUUAAAAGAGAUAGCACCAUAAAAGGAACUAAAAAUACUAGAAUUCCAAAGGGUAGGAGUAGAGACGAUAAUACGAGUAUGAAGCCUGUUGCUGCGAGAGGUAGUGCCAAGAUGAUUGACUUUGUUGCUUUAUCGAAGUUGAAGAAAAAGUAUCAAAUAAUUUUAGAUCGGUUUGCUCCAGAGAAUCAAACUGUUGAUUUAUCUCAAUUGAAGACGGUAACAAAGACACAGAAAAACCUUAACGUCGCAGACCUCGAGGAUAAGCUUAGAGAAGCAAGCCCUACAUCUGAAAAGGACACAAUUUUGUCAAAGCUUAAUGACGGGAUCAACCUAAAAGAUUUAAUCAAACAAUCAUUACGAAAGAAGGAACUACUAAGCUCACAGAUUGAGGAUUUUAUAAAAGUAUAUCUUCCGAUUUACGAUAGUUUAGUUUCUUCUCAAAAUAUGCUAUUUUAUGUGACUAAUGCAGACGUACCUGCUAAAUCUAGACUUGUGUGUGACGUCAUGAACGAGCUGGUCACCUCAUCAGCCCAAAAGGAACUGCCUUAUUUUGAUUACAUUUACAUCGAUGCGUUGGAAUUGACUGAAGUGAAUGCACUAUUUGAGAAAAUAUGGACUGCUGUCUCUAAAGAUAAGCUUUCCGGUGAUGUAUCAAUGGAGGCUUUGAACUUCUAUUUUACUAAUGUUCCGAAGGCGAAAAAGAGAAGAACACUGAUAUUAAUUCAAAAUCUCGACAAUCGCCUGAAUAAAACGAUCAUUCAACACUUUAACAAAUGGAUAUCUUCAGAGAAUUCGAAACUGUCUGCCGUUUGCAUUGGCGAUGUCGACAUUACAGAGCAAAUUAAUAUGAUACCGUUACUUCAAGGGCACUUCAAGAAAAUCAUACUUGAUAAAGUAAAUAAAGACGAAUUACGACAAGCAAUCAUCUCACAUCUCACGUCCUUACUGAAGCCGUUCUAUGUAAGAGUAAACGAUAAAAAGCAAAUGUCUCUAUACAGCAAUAUUCGUGGAGGACAGAAACAAGAAUUGCCAGAUAAUGUGAACGCGAUAAAUCACAAUAUUAACAGCAAAAUUACUGAACUAAUUGCAAAAAAUAUAGCAAACAUAAGUGAUAGUACGAAAAAAGCCUUCAAAAUAUGUGAGAUUGCCGUAGAAAUCUCUAAAAAUGACUUCGUCAGAAAAGGUGGUCUACAAAAGGGUAAACCAGUAGUAUCCCAAGAGAUGGUGCCACGUUAUUUUUCAGAAGCAAUUAACGGGUUUAAAGAUGAAACAUUCUCAAAAAAAGUAAUAGGGAUGUCUCUACUGGUGAGGACAUUCUUAUACACUUUGGCGCGUGAAACUGAAGGCUCGAAUAGCCGCACACUUGCUAUGGAGACUCUCUUAAUCAGGAUGGUGAAGAUGUUGCAGGACAACCCAGAUUACAAAGCAUCAAGAGAAAUCAAAAAAGUAAUAUGCGGUGUCUGGGAACCCAAGAUAACCAUAGAAAUAUUGAAGCAGUUCUCAUGGAUAAGUAUAAUCAAUGAGCUAGUCGGAGAAAAGUUGGUUACUGUGGUACUUGAAGAGCCAGGCGCCAGUAUUAUGGUAGAGCUGAAACAUCCUUUAGAAAUAAUACAUGCAUCUUCAAUGGACGAAGCGUUCAAGAAUUUGGACACAUUUGAUUAG
Molecule: messenger RNA, 2952 nt
Organism: Saccharomyces mikatae IFO 1815
Lineage: Eukaryota; Fungi; Ascomycota; Saccharomycetes; Saccharomycetales; Saccharomycetaceae
Gene: SIR3
Product: chromatin-silencing protein SIR3
Exons: 1
Coding region: 1-2952 (983 amino acids)
Molecular function (GO): chromatin binding
Source: RefSeq, a predicted model, not a curated record